This is a messenger RNA of Orcinus orca (killer whale), 8463 nucleotides long. RefSeq names its product protocadherin alpha-C2. The transcript has 4 exons. The coding region runs from base 4008 to 6860 and encodes 950 amino acids. Gene Ontology annotation, cellular component: plasma membrane. Gene Ontology annotation, biological process: homophilic cell-cell adhesion. Gene Ontology annotation, molecular function: calcium ion binding. The record is from RefSeq and is a predicted model, not a curated record. Lineage: Eukaryota; Metazoa; Chordata; Mammalia; Artiodactyla; Delphinidae.
UAAUAUUGAGGAAAAUACUAUCAGCCCUUUGUAGAUGAGUUGGAAUAUUAUGGAAAAAUAUUUCACAUUUAAACAUAUUUUAUAUAUGACUUAGAAAAAUAAUUUGAUUAGAAAAACUAUUAAUUCCAUUCUUGCUGUUCAAAUGAUUAAUUUAUAAAUCUUUAUUACACAGAAUAUGCAGGAUAAUUAGGACUCAUUAAUUCAAGUUAACAUUUUUAGUUUUGUACAGUAAAACUUUGAGAGUCCAAGAAUGUUUAUUAUUUUUUUUUAAUCUUCUCAUUUUUUUGUUCUUGUCUUUUUUAAAUCUUUGCUUCUUGUAACUGUUUGACCUGGCUUGAUGUUAGUUGGUCAUAGAUUUUGAGCAUAUUCCUUUGGAGAGAAUGGUGGAACUUAAUGGAAUGGAAUGAAUGGUUUCUGGAACGCUCAAUUCUUAAUUUGUUAUUAAUAUAUUUCUUAAUUUCUUUAACAUUUAUGACCAGCAAUGUAUGACAUUUUAUUUCCUUUGCUUACCUGUAAGUAACUUGAAACUAGUAUUAUUUUGUGGCUUAUUUUAUAUUUCUCACAAUACCUUCAGUGCCUAAAUUUUAUUUGGCUAUUAAAAGCACAUUACAUGAAAGAAAUAAUUUUAAUCCUUAAUUUUAGUGGCUGUGUUGUUUUUGUUUUUGUUUUUUUUGCGGUACACGGGCCUCUCACUGUUGUGGCCUCUCCCGUUGCGGAGCACAGGCUCCGCACGCGCAGGCUCAGAGGCCAUGGCUCACCGGCCCAGCCGCUCCUCGGCAUGUGGGAUAUUCCCGGACUGGGGCACGAACCCCUGUCCCCUCCAUCCCCCUGCAUCCCCCUGCAUCCCCCUGCGUUGGCAGGCGGACUCUCAACCACUGCGCCACCAGGGCAGCCCCAAUGGCUGUAUAUUUUAAAAAUAUGUUUAUCUUUACUGUACUGUUUGAAUCAAAUGUGGAGUUUCUCCCUUGUGAAAGUGAUGGUACACUUAGAUUUUCUAUUCUGUCUAUGCCUACCUGAUUCUUGGAUAUAACUUUAAUUACUCAAUUCUCCUAAAUGUUUAAUUGGUUUUUAAAAAUUCCUUAAUUAGAAAUAAGACACUUAAAAAUAAAAGAAACAAGACACUUUCCAUCACCUACCAUUUAUUUGACACCUCUCAUCAUUUCGAUAAUUUUAGUUCUGGGUUCCUACAACUCUCUAAUUGAUAUUCAAAUUUCAUUUUAGGGGUGUGCUUAUCACAAAGAUGGAGUCAAAAUCUAAUCUGUAUUUUAACACUUUGCACUCUUCUAUGUUAAUGGUUUUAUUUGUUUAUUUUUAACUUUUUAUUUUAUAUGGGUGUAUAUAUUGAUUAACAAUUUUGUAUUAGUUUCAGGUGAAUGGUAAUGAUUUUAGCUAUUAAAUAUUUCCUAAAUUGAAAGGUACCAGAGCUCAGUUAUUAAAUACUGUGGAUUCUGGAGCUUCCUGGAUUAAAACUCCACCUCUUCCAGUUUUUGUUCAUAUAGCCUUUGAUAAAGCAUUUGUUAUUUCAAUUCCUUGGUUUCACAUUCUACGCAUGAUGAAUAUAAAUUCUAUUGCAUAGAAUUUUUGUAUAGAAUUUUUGUAUCAAGUAAGUUAAUAUUUAUAAAGUUGCUUAUAAAAUGUCUGUCAAAUACUAUGCAUAACAAAAUUUAGUUAUUAUUCAAAAGAGUUCAAGGAGUUAAUAACUGGAAAAAGAAAAACUAAAAUGUUAGAAAGUCAUUAUGGCCUUCUAUAUUACUCUUAUUUUAUGUAAAAGUUAUCUUUUGUGAAGUUAUUUUCAGAUUAACCUACAAUGUGUCAAUAUUUUGAAUUCUUUGUGAUAGAAUUAAAAAACUCAUCUAAAAGUCAGUUUCACCAGUUUUGGGAAGUCCAAUUACCAUUGUGGAUGUGGAAAACCUGUUGGAAUCUAGAAAUUUAUUUAGAUAAAGUCUCCUCAAGGAAAGUUUAGACUAUCUUGUGUUGACAGUGAUGUCUUUUUUCAUACUUAUAAGUUGCUUCAGAUCAUUUAGAGGUCUGAGUAGGUGUUUGAAAUCUUUGUUCUUUUCCAUUAAUGGUGUUUUCCCUUCCUCAAAAAUAAGUACACAGUAUGUUUUGAUGACGAUUUAAAAGUUAGUAGUAGUUACUGCCUGUUAACCAUGGAAGUAGACCAUUUAUAUAGAAAGUGUUAUAGAAUAACUUUUAAAAUAUAGUCAUCAGUCUUCAUUAAUCAUUAGUAGGACCCUUAGGGGAUUCCAAGACCAUGUUAGCAUGCCAGGGACCACUGAAUUAUCAAAACCCAGCCUCUGACAUCAAAACGUUUGAGAUAAAAUAAAUAUAUGGGUCAUACAAUGAAAGACAAGAUAUUAUAACAGGCCCAAAAGCAAAGCUGGGGUUGAAAGAAAAUCACUCCCUAUUUGUCUUUCUGAAGGAACACUUGAAGAGGCACGGUGUUUUCAAUGGUUUUUAAAAGGGUAAGUUACCCUGAGAGAAUAUUGAGAAUAAUGAAUAAUUCUGUGAAGGAGAAAAUUAAGCAAACUUGAAGACACACAAAAGCCUCUAUAUGACUGGAAACACGGAAUAGUCCACUGUGGUUAAAACAUAUGGUUCACAUAGAAUAAAGUCAGAAAAAGUAAUAUGAAAAUAUCUCUUGAUUCUGAGUACUAGACUAAGUAACUUUGAGUAGUAGAGUAAAGAAUUUGGAUUCUUCAGAAGUAAAUUGGGAACUAUCAAAAGAUCUUGAGCAAAAAAAUUCAACACCGUGUUUCAGAAGAUUGGAUGGAAAGACAAUCUAGGAAGCUACUGCAAUAAUGAAGGAUAGCAGCAAUUAGUUAAAAACGUUUCUUAGGCAGGUAGCUGUAAGAAUAUGAAAGAAAAGAUAGAUAUACAGGAGCAUUAAUGGUACGAUAAACUGAUAAUUUUGCCUUUACUCUUGAAAAGCACUAAAAUCUAGAUGUAAUUAAUCUACUUGCAGUUUAGAAUGAGAGUAGUUCACAAAUGAGCUUUCCUUGUUAAAUAGAUACUAAGAAGGAAAAAUCCCAAGCAUAACUUUAAAAACAGAAAUUGUCCUAAGUACUAAGGAUGAACAAUAAUGAAAUUAAAAUGUAUGUAUUAUGAAAAGACAUACUGUAAACUAUAUUGGGGAUUGUAAAAAGAUAUUCAUAAGUAUUAAGGCUUGGAAAAAUGCAACUAUAUAGAUAUAGGAAUGCAACACAUUUCUGAAAAGAAAUCACAUUAAUUCUAAUAAAAAGAAAAAUAUAGACUAGUUUCUCCCUACAAAAUAUAUUAAAGUGAAUUCUUACUUAUAUUAAAAUAUUUUACAUAUAUUCAAUUCAUAAAAUUACUUAAGAAAAUACUUCAAUUUGUUGCUCAGUUUUCUAGAUUUUUUUUUUUUCAGACAUGAGCAAGUUUCUUUUUCAUCAGUAGAUUUCUGGUCUCCUAGAGACCCUAGGAACAGUGAGUCAUCGAAUUCUUCUAGGCAGAAUCCUAAGUCUACGUAUGUGGGAGAUCCUGAAUUACAGAACAAAAGAAUUUUCCAGUUUAAAAUCCCUGGUUGUUUAACUAAUCAUUUUAAUUCUCACUUCAUUUCUGUGAUUAUUUUUAAAUUGUGUGGAGAGUUUAGUUUCCUCAGGUAACAGAAAGCCACAGUUUUGGUUUAUACUAAACAUUUAGCUGCACUUAUUUCACAUGAAUGCUUCCAACAAGAGAAAUGUCCUUCUCUAUUUCAUCAACGAUUAAGAAAAAAUUCAGAGAAUGAAACAAAACUUUGCAGGAUAAUGGCGAAAUGUUUAUUCAUAGAAUAUGUACUUACUUUUGGGGCCACGUGAUGUCACUCUCGGCUGAGAAAUUCUCUGAUUCAAAGCCAUCUUUUAGGCUUUGGAAAGACAGUCCGGUCUUUUAUAGUCUCCUAGGGCAGAACAGUGACGAACACAGCAGGAUGGGACUGAAGGUAUCAGAAGAUUUCCCCUAGUUUUGAAAAAUUUUUCGCUAACUAUAAAAAAGAUCAAGUAUUUGAAAUGUUGUACUCAAGUCGAGGCGACCAAGGAGACCGGGAUCUACUGCUACUGUUUAUCAUUCUCACAGCCUGGGAGACCGGGAGCAGCCAGGUCCACUACUCAGUCCUGGAGGAGGCCAAACACGGCACCUUCGUGGGCCACAUCGCCCAGGACCUAAGGCUUGAGCUGGCGGAGCUUGUGCCCCGCUUGUUCCAGUUGGAUUCCAAAGGCCGCGGGGACCUUCUGGAGGUAAAUCUGCAGAAUGGCGUUUUGUUUGUGAAUUCUCGGAUCGACCGGGAGGAGCUGUGCGGGCGGAGCGCGGAGUGCAGCAUCCACCUGGAGGUGAUCGUGGACCGGCCGCUGCAGGUGUUCCAUGUGGAGGUGGAGGUGAAGGAUAUUAACGACAAUCCUCCUGUGUUCCCCGGAACACAAAGGAAUCUGUUUAUCGCGGAAUCCAGGCCGCUUGACUCUCGGUUUCCACUAGAGGGCGCCUCCGAUGCAGAUAUCGGGGAGAACGCUCUGUUGACUUACAGGCUGAGCUCCAAUGAGUAUUUCUCUCUGGACGUACCAACCACCGACCAACAGGUAAAGCCUCUGGGACUUGUAUUACGAAAACCUUUAGACAGGGAAGAAUCUCCGGAACUUCAUUUAGUGCUCACGGCCACUGACAGAGGCAAACCUGAGCUGACUGGCACAGUUCAGUUACUCGUCAAAGUGCUGGACGCCAAUGACAACGCCCCAGCUUUCGACAGAACACUCUAUGCAGUGAAAUUACCAGAAAACGUUCCCAAUGCAACGUUCGUAAUUAAACUUAACGCCUCAGAUUUAGACGAAGGCUUGAAUGGGGAUAUUAUUUACUCAUUCUCUAGUGACGUUUCUCCAGAUAUAAAAUUUAAGUUCUACAUAGACCCCCUAAGUGGGAAGAUUAUAGUAACAGGACAUAUAGAUUUUGAAGAAAGUAAAGCCUACAAAAUUCCAGUAGAGGCGAUCGAUAAAGGCCUCCCACCCCUGGCUGGUCACUGUACAGUUCUUGUGGAAGUUGUGGACACUAACGACUUUGCUCCAGAGUUGCUUAUCAAAACGCUCUGGCUCCCUGUCAAAGAGGACGCACAGCUGGGGACAAUCAUUGCCCUGAUCAGCGUUAUUGACCGAGACGAAGGUGCAAAUGGACAGGUGACCUGUUCUGUGAUGCCUCAUGUCCCCUUCAAACUGGUGUCCACCUUCAAGAAUUACUACUCGCUGGUGCUGGACAGCGCCCUGGACCGCGAGAGGGUGGCAAACUAUGAAGUGGUGGUGACCGCGAGGGACGGGGGCUCGCCUUCGCUGUCGGCCACAGCCAGCGUGUCCGUGGAGGUGGCCGACGUGAACGACAACGCGCCCGCGUUCGCGCAGCCCGAGUACACGGUGCUGGUGAAGGAGAACAACCCGCCCGGCUGCCACAUCUUCACGGUGUCCGCUCGGGACGCGGACGCACAGGAGAACGCGCUGGUGUCCUACUCGCUGGUGGAGCGGCGGGUGGGCGAGCGAGCGCUGUCGAGCUACGUGUCGGUGCACGCGGAGAGCGGCAAGGUGUACGCGCUGCAGCCGCUGGACCACGAGGAGCUGGAGCUGCUGCAGUUCCAGGUGAGCGCGCGCGACGCGGGCGUGCCGCCUCUGGGCAGCAACGUGACGCUGCAGGUGUUCGUGCUGGACGAGAACGACAACGCGCCCGCGCUGCUGCUGCCCAGGCCGGGCGGCGGGGCGGGAGCGCUGAGCCAGCUGGUGGCUCGGUCGGUGGGCGCGGGCCACGUGGUGGCGAAGGUGCGCGCGGUGGACGCGGACUCGGGCUACAACGCGUGGCUGUCGUACGAGCUGCAGCCGGCGGCGGGUGGCGCGCGCAGCCCGUUCCGCGUGGGGCUGUACACGGGCGAGAUCAGCACGUCGCGCGCCCUGGACGAGGCGGACGCGCCACGCCAUCGCCUGCUGGUGCUGGUGAAGGACCACGGCGAGCCGGCGCUGACGGCCACGGCCACCGUGCUGCUGUCGCUGGAGGACAGCGCCCAGGCGCCCAAGGCCUCUUCGCGGGCGUCGACGGGCGCCGCUGGCGCGGAGGCCGCUCUGGUGGAUGUGAACGUGUACCUGAUCAUCGCCAUCUGCGCGGUGUCCAGCCUGUUGGUGCUCACGCUGCUGUUGUACACGGCGCUGCGGUGCUCGGCGCCGCCCAGCGAGGGCGCGUGCGGGCCCGGGAAGCCCACGCUGGUGUGCUCCAGCGCGGUGGGGAGCUGGUCUUACUCGCAGCAGAGGCGGCAGCGGGUGUGCUCUGGGGAGGGGCCGCCCAAGACCGACCUCAUGGCCUUCAGCCCCAGCCUACCUCCGUGUCCUGGAUCUGUAGAUGGAAGUGGAGACCCACAAGCUUCUUUGGACUCCUCUGGGAAGCCCCGACAACCCAAUCCUGACUGGCGUUACUCUGCCUCCCUGAGAGCAGGAAUGCACAGUUCUGUGCACCUGGAAGAGGCUGGCAUUCUACGAGCUGGUCCAGGAGGGCCUGAUCAGCAGUGGCCAACAGUAUCCAGUGCGACACCAGAACCAGAGGCAGGAGAGGUGUCCCCUCCAGUCGGUGCUGGUGUCAACAGCAACAGCUGGACCUUUAAAUACGGACCAGGCAACCCCAAACAAUCUGGUCCCGGUGAGUUGCCAGACAAAUUCAUUAUCCCAGGAUCUCCUGCAAUCAUCUCCAUCCGGCAGGAGCCUACUAACAGCCAAAUUGACAAAAGUGACUUCAUAACCUUCGGCAAAAAGGAGGAGACCAAGAAAAAGAAGAAAAAGAAGAAGGGUAACAAGACCCAGGAGAAAAAAGAGAAAGGGAACAGCACGACUGACAACAGUGACCAGUGAGGUCAUCUAAUGGAAACAAGCCACUUAGCCAGUUUUUGUAAUAAUGGCAAAUCUCUCCCAUGUAGCAACUCCCUACUCCUUUUUCCUAUCCACAUGAGCCCUUUCUUAUAGACCUCAGAAAUCUGCAGAAAGUUCCCUAUGUCUGUCUAGAUCACAUUUAACAAGUUUUGUCUUAAAAGCUUUACUAAGUCUGGUGUUAACUCUCUCUCUCCACUCUGGCUUGUUUUCAGAACCUAAAAAGCAGACCCAAGUCUCCUUUCUCCUCCGCCACAAAGGAGAGGCUUCCCAGCCCCGCCAGUGAGAGGUUGGACUCUCUGCCCUGUGCUCCGGGGAUCCUGUCUUGAUGACACUUUCAGGGCAGGCUGAAAGGUUUUGAGAUUGAGCAGCUUGAGUGUCUGUGGCCACUGGGUAUGUGUGGCCACCGGGGAAUAUGUUGGCUGGGAUGGGCCAGAUUAGACUAGGAGGGCUGGGAAACAAAGGCAAAUCAACAGUGGGAAAUGUGAAACGAAAAGGUACCAGACUUUCUAAAUCUUACAACUGAAGAGGCAGUGGCCACCCUCUAGCAGACAAAACUCCCCCCAUUGACAAGGCUUUAGGAAUCCCUAAGUCUCUUGGCUGUGGUGUCAUUAUACCUAAAACCUGCAUUUUACCUACAAGCCAAUAGUUCAGUGUUUAACAGGGGGCCAACCAGGGCAACAGAAGCAGAUCUGAUGUGUUUCCUGCAUAUGUCCUUGUGCUCACUUUAUUAAAAAUUCUUUUGCACACAAUGUUAUGAAAAGGUCAGAUUCUUUUCCGACAACACAUAUGCAAAAGCAAAAGAAAACCCCAGCACCUCACUUUAUGCUGUUUGUUGAUAGAUUUAUUUAAAAAAGAGAAAAUCUAUAACUAUAAAUCUUUAAAGAGAAAUAUGAUGAAUUCAAUUCCCCUAAACUAUCCUCGAAAGAGAAUUCAGCCUACAGCCAUUUAAAUGAUCAUUGCUGCUACAGAAGUGCUUUAAGAGAAUUGCCUGAAACAUCUGUAUUAUACUGGCCACCUGCCAAUCACAGCUUUACUCUUUCAGGUCACUCUGGGGCUGCCUCUUGCAUGUAUUAAUUACUAAAUAAAAGGAUCUUUCGCUCUCUUGUUUUCUAAGAAACAAUUAUGUGCACUUUGAAUACACAACCUUCUCUAACCAACUGUAUCAAGACCCAGAAAUUGAAGAAAAAUGUUGUUUUCUCAUACAUACAGUGAGCAGACUUUCCAAUCCUCUAAUUCUGUGAUUUGUCUUGGUGUGAUCGCCAACACCUUCUCUUUGGUUUAGUUUUCCUUUUCUAUAACACUCUGAAUUGCUAAUCUUGCUAACACCUAUGAUGUUACCUGAGCUCAAUCUCCCAUAUGUAUGCUGUAUGCUAUUAUAAGACUCCUGAUAUAUAUUUACUCUGUGCUUGUGUAUGUGAAUGUUACUGCAACUAUUACCUAGAGUGAACUUUAAGCUUUAUUGUUGAAUGUAAUUCCAUUAUAUUUCCUUUUGUACACCUGUGAAAAAGUGCAGUAGAGUUUUUUUAACCAUUGUUAAUCAACUUUUAUGUAUGAAAGACACAGUAAAAUUUCUUUCUUAAAUCAA